CGUGCCUCGAUCAAUUCCUUCUCAUUUCGCCAUCCCUUGACAAAUCCUCACAGCAUGGAGGCUUCGGCGGCAACGAAGGCGCCUACGAAGACAGCAACAAGGCCGCCGCCGCCGACUGCUCCCAAGAUACCGGGAGAUGUCGCUCCCCCUUCACACAACCCUCUGCCUUCACUCGCCGACUUCCUCAUCCAGAUCAAUGCCGGCUCAUCCUCUUCCACUACCCUGCCUCUGGAGGCUCAGCACUCCCUCAUAGCAACACAGAGGGCAAAUGUCCGGUCUUCUCUGACGAAGCAGCUGAGCAGUCAAGAGACGCAGAUGCGCAAUGUCGCCUCGAAAGCAGCGGAGAAUCGUAAGAGCCUGCGAAAGCUGGAGAACGAGGUGGACAAUGUCGAGUCAGCGGGGAGGGCACGCGCUUGGUCUGCUGGGCUUAUUGAUGCGCUACAGGAGUUUCGCGACGCUAAACAGGAAAAGCAGCAGCACGAGAGGCUUAUCGAGGUCUUGGAGGUCAUGCAAAGAGCUCUUCUUGCCAUUGAGGCAUUGGAGGAGACGAUUGCGCAAGGCCGACUGGAGGAUGUCGCAUAUAAAGGGGCAAACGAUGCUGCAGAAGCCGCUUGCGAGCCAUUGACUCAUGGCUGGCUGUCAGCUGAUCAGAGCGUGAGGGCGUUCUGGGAUUUGCAAAGGCGACUGCGACAGUGUCGUGAGAAGGCGGAUCAGAUGCUCGACGAGGGUUGGGAGAGGAGCGUGCAGGUCAUCCCGAGCGAGGCUGCGGCCAGUUGGACAUUGAUCGUCAUGAAGGAGCUGAAGUUCUCAUCCACGGCAGCGCAAGCUCUGCGAUCCGCUAGCCUUCUGCAAGCCCUCGAGCGCAAAGGAAAGCUAAAGGACAGGGUACCGACCCUUGCCGCUCAGCUCGCCGAGCGACUGAUACAAUCGUGUCUCAAUGAAAGUUGUACGGUGCGAAAAUUGCAAGGCGCAGGGGACUCGGACCACAUCUCCCUCGUAUUUGCCCCCUUAGGCUCAUCGACGCCCGCAGCUGGUCUCGAAGCUCUUCAGCUGGCGUUGCUCUUCAUUGGCAGCGAAAUACUCUCCGACCUCCCAACCAAGGCUAGGCAAUCAGACUUUGCCCGUGCGCUGCUCCCCAGGCUGGUCCAACCGAUCCUAACAAAUCUGCGAGCUACCCUUCCCUCACGGUAUGACCCCGUCGAGACCAUAUCCGCUCGCCUCGAACAAUCUCGUUCCCUCGCGCUCUCCUUGUGCUCCUCCCUUGCCUCCUCUGGACUGCUCCUCACCCCUGACGGGGCCGGUCCUUCUGACCAUUCGCCAGAGGACAAUCACCUCGGUCAACCUUCGCGCAUCAUGGCUUUCGCGCAAGACGUUGGCCGUCAGUACGUCUCUAAGGUGGCCAACGAAGCGCGCGACGAGGCACGACGCAUCUGUACGACGCUGUCGCUCAAGGAUGAAAAAGGCUGGCAGGCAGAGGAGAUUGAGAUCGCAAGCGAGGAGGCCCAACCGCUUGCGCAGCAGAUGACGGGCAUGGGCAAUGAGCGACUUGUGGACGAAGAUCAUGAGAUUCGGGGGACGCUCACUACUCAGAAGGACACCAAUGGGGUUGGCGUCGGCGGGGGAGAUGAGUGGCAGUGGGGUGACGAUGAUGGGCGCGAUGAUCCAGAGACGUACAGACAUCCUGCCAAGGCUGGCAUAGCACCUUCUGUCCUCAAUCGCUCCGCCUCAUCGGCAUCUCAACGGUCAACAGCUUCAUCAGGCCCGGAAAUAAGGACAGCAGCGCCGGCGGCAAGAAAGCGAGCCGGAGGUCGCUCUGCUCUUGGCGGUGUGCGUGUUGUCAAGCCUCAAGAUCAGAUGGGCAGCGGACCUUUGCCUGAGGGAGAUCAGGAUGACGCUUGGGGCUUUGGUGACGAGGAUGAUGCGCCAGAGGCUGCUGCGCCGAUUGCAGCACAACAGGCCCGAACAGUAUCAUCGAGCUUGCCGCCGCCGCCACCACCAUUGGGCGAUGAAGAGGAUGCUUGGUUUGCGGAAGAGGAGCCUGCUGCGUCACCGCCGCCGCCACGAGCUGCUGAACGGCGUUCCACGCUGUCCUCAACCUCAGCGGCGCCAUCGACCUCUCCAGUCAUCGCCUACACUAGUCGAGCACCCCUACAGGAGGCCGAGCUCGAUGACGAGGACGCCUGGUUCGCAGACGAGGCGUCAAGGCCGAUGCUUAUUGACCACUCUCAAAUGCCGAUUCCCGACUCGUCACUGCCAGUUAAUACAGCACCGCAACCGGUGGCCGUAGUGCCUGCUCAAAGCGACACGGGCAACGAGGAUGCCUGGUCUACAGAAGGACCACCAGGCACUAAUGACGGAACGAGGUUAGCAUUACCACUACCCAACAUCUCCGACCCUAUUGACGUUGACGAGGAUGCCUGGGGUCUUUCGGAGGAAGAGAAGGCAAAGCGGGCAAGCAUGAUGCUGUUGGGUAAUCAUCCUACGCUUCAGAGCCUGUACGAGCCUUCAGCGACCGCUCAGACCAACACGGGCGCCGCCGGCGAGAGCUCCAAGGUAGAAGAGGACGACUUUGACGAAGAUGCCUGGGGCUUGUCCCUCGAGGAGAAGGUUGCGAAGCGAGCAAGUCGACUUUUGCCGGUAGCGGGCACCGCAAACGUCCCUGCUGGGAAUGAGGCAUUCGAGGCCGAAAGUGCACCACCUACCUCAACCCUGAUUCAUCCUGUAGAGCCCUCUCAAGCCCGCGUUGAGGAGCCUGCACUACAAGACGGGGCACGCGCCCAAGAGGAAGCUCCACUCACCGAAAAGAAUCUCGAAACCGCUGCGGCAGAGGAGAGCCACGACGAAGAAGCCCAGGUCUCCGCGCCACCGGCCGCAUCCGCUCGACCCGCUCCUCUCGGUGUCAGCCGCCCGCCAUCCGUAGUUUCAUCCGUCUCCGCCAUCGCUCCCGGCUCUUCUCGCUCGGACAGCGCCAGGAGCACCAUCGCUGGCGUGCCGACAGUUCGGGAGCCCGAAGAAGGCGAAUCAGCCUUGGAGUCAGCCAUCCUAGCCGACGACGUGUCUGUCGCCGGCAGUGACAACUCCCGGCGCCAACCCUUCCCUAUCGAAUCGGCGCUGCCUGAGAGCUUGCCGACGAGCGAGGGGGCUGAAUCGGAUACCUCGCUACCGGCUACACCCAAGACGGAAGGCCGAGCGACUCUCUCGUCGGGUAGCAGUCUGUGCAUGCCUCCCUCGUCUGACGUGGGAGCUAUCGAGGAGAGCACGACAGCAGAGCCUUUCCCCGUCGAGUCAGCUCAGUCCGUUUCGACAGCCAGCCAGGCUGCGCCUCCGAUCGCUCUGACGGAUCUUGACGAUAGGAGAGGUGGAGCAACGGCUCCUCUUCCAUCCCACCUGAUUGACACUGCCGCCACGCCACCAACAACAAGCGGGCCCCCAUCCAUCGCAUCCCUCCCUCCUACUCCUUCAAGAGAGCGCGCUGAUCCCGGCUUCACGCUCGAAUUCGAAGAUUCCUCUGCCUCGCGACCGCGCACGCCGACACUCGCGAACUAUAGCAGCACAAGUAGCGAGGUGGACGAUGACGAGUCGGCAGCUGCGAUACCCUUUCCCAUCCGCUCUGCGGUCCCUUACAAUCUUCAGCCGAACAGGCAGGGCAGUCUCUCAUCAUGGACAGAGUCGUCUUCAGCGCCGCGCACCGGGCCGCCCUCCGUCGUGUCCGAUUUAGGCGCAGCAUCUGACAUGGCAUUGCCUCCAUCUCCUGGGCUGCAGAGAGCGGAUGAGGAUGACGGGGCGAGCGGCUGGGGCUUCGACGAUGGUGAUGAGCAUGAAGGAGAGUUGGGCUUUUCAAGUCAAAGCGCGGAGAAGCAGCAAGCUGAAGAUGAAGGAGAUCAGUUCGCUUCGAGAGGGAGGGCAGGGACCGCUCUGCCUCCACGCCCGCCUGCUUCGCUGCUUCAGGCGGUCAACAACUCAAGUGAAGCGCAGAGCGAUGCUGGCCAAGAGUAUGGCGAUCCCUGGGCUAGUCUUUCGGACUCAGCCCCCAUGCCAGCAGCAGGGACGGCGCCAGUCGUCCCGAUGGGUGAUUCGCACCCCCUGACGAAAGAGGCACUGCAAGUUCUGGCAACUGAGAGGGUAGCGAAGCUUGAGACGCAAGUAAAUGACAUCGCCGAGCAAGAAGCGCCUUCUACUACAGCGCAAGCCCCGGCGCAGCCGGCUGACGACGUGAGCGGAUGGGCAUGGGAUGAAGAAGCCGACGGCACUGCUCCCGCUGCAACGCCUUCCUCCGCAGCUUCAGCAGCAUCGCCACCAGCCGCUGUUCAGAGCCAAUCGGCAGUCAUAGGACGCGUCAGCAAUGCCUCUCCUCUGCUUGGAGCUCGCCAAAGCUCAGCAAUCCGCCCAGCUCCACCCCCCGCAACCGCCUCCGAGCUUGCAAGAGCGACGUCGCGCGGCUCUACUCAAGCAGGAGCAGCAGCGGGGGCUGGAGCGCUUGCGGCUGGCGUAGCAGGUGCAGUAGCCACCACGCAGUUGCCCGAUCCUCAGCCUCAGCAUGCCGUACCUCAGCCUGCUGCAGCAGCCAAGGAAGCCCAAACGUUCGAAGCACCUAAAGGACCGCAUCAGGAGACCUGUCGCAUAUCCUUGCGCUCGCGUCAGCUCGUCAAUCUGGCUCAUUCUCUCAUCGAUCAGGCGGUAGCUCUUCGCAGCGCGCACAGCAACGGAGUCGCUGUCGAAAUUCAGCCAGCCUCGCUCCUAGACCCUGCGCUCGCCGACAUCUUCGAUCUUCAUCUCGCGCUGUUUACGCCCGAGACAGCUGCAGCUCUACAGCAAGUCCCAGCCUUGAGCAUGCAGUUCGUAAAUGACUGUCGCUUCCUCUCUCGCCAAAUGAUAGCGCUGGAGUCACGAGUCAACAAAGAGCUCCCAGACGUCGUCGCCGAUUCCUCCGGAGCUCUCAGCAAGCGUAUCACAACGGCGGCGCAGCGCACGUCCCUACUAGCCACGCGCUACCUCACAGCACACCUCUCAGGGCAUGCCUCUCAUCUUGCCAACCUCAUCGCAACAGGAUGCGACUCCUUCCUCUCAGUAUACAACGACGAGCGCUUCGUCUCUUGCUCGCGGACGCUCUCUCAGGCUUUGGCCACUGUCACGAGCCUGGACCGCAGCUGGAGAGGCACACUCGGUGACUCGCAAAGAUGGACAGCUGUGGGGGCGUUGUGGGAGGGCGCGGUGGUCAAGAAGGUGUACGCUGAUGUGUUGGCGCUGGAUGAUGUCGGUGAGAAGGAGGGCGAGAGGUUGGCCGAGCUUAUCAGGUCUAUUGGGGAUGACAAGGUAGCGGGAUGGUUCACAAAGACGAGUCGUGAUGCCAGCCACCAGGUGCAAGGUGUCGACGAGGAGGAAGAGGAGCAAAAAGCGGCCGGCCAUCGUCUGGCCACGUACGUGCCUUCGCAUCUCAAGCUCACGGGCUACCUGCCCGAGAUGCUUAUUGGGUCUCUCGCCGACGUCGAGUACCUGCUCUUCGAAGGUGGAGCACUUGCGUCUCCCGACCUCGAGGCGACGGCCGGUGGUGGCGGCUCGCCAUGGUACGUCAGUCGCGAGGAGGCGAAGGGGCUCAUCAGGGCGACAUUUGCAGACUCGAGGAGGAGGACAGAUCUGUUAAUGAGAGUGGCUAGAGGGGUAUGAGGCAGAAGGGACACAGGGAUGCAAGACAGCAUGCAAAAGGGCUUCGCCGAAGGAAAGCCAAUAUCACAUUAUCAUGACAUCGCGCCUUCUCACGCCUACU
This is a messenger RNA of Jaminaea rosea, 5764 nucleotides long. RefSeq lists its product as hypothetical. Bases 55 to 5664 code for a protein of 1869 amino acids. The record is from RefSeq and is a predicted model, not a curated record. Gene Ontology annotation, biological process: endoplasmic reticulum to Golgi vesicle-mediated transport; mitotic spindle assembly checkpoint signaling. The transcript is spliced from 2 exons. NCBI's taxonomy places the organism in Eukaryota, Fungi, Basidiomycota, Exobasidiomycetes, Microstromatales. Gene Ontology annotation, cellular component: RZZ complex.